Anguilla anguilla (European eel) is the source of this 4074-nucleotide messenger RNA. It is a transcript of the gene slc9a2, whose product is annotated as solute carrier family 9 member 2. Gene Ontology annotation, cellular component: membrane. Gene Ontology annotation, molecular function: sodium:proton antiporter activity. The transcript has 12 exons. Lineage: Eukaryota; Metazoa; Chordata; Actinopteri; Anguilliformes; Anguillidae. Gene Ontology annotation, biological process: proton transmembrane transport; regulation of pH; sodium ion transport. The record is from RefSeq and is a predicted model, not a curated record. Bases 293 to 2695 code for a protein of 800 amino acids.
GAGCAAGUGCGUGUUGUAGGAAGAAUCGGUGUAGAUAAAAUAGUUUUUAUUUAACUGAUGUUAAAGUGUCCUGUAGUAUCUAUACUCAGAACACGCGCUGCAGAGAUAUACUUUGUUUUCCAAGUUUUUUAAGGUUUCAAAGAAAAAUUCUCAAACUCGUUUUCCGCCUGUCUGUGCACAACACGAUACUGGAUUGUAUGUCUAUUGUUUUAAAGGAAAUAUCAAUUUUAACCUUCUCCUAAUCAUCUCCGUUUUCACUGAGAUUGGAUCUUGAAGUUCUUGCAAAGGCAAGAUGGGAUUUCGAUGGAACUGGACCAUGGGACUCCUGGCUUUCUGGACGGUUCUCCUGUCGCUUGGAUUCGGGUCGAACGGGGAGAUCGCACCGAAACCUCCCGAGGGAACUACUCUUAAACCGCAACCGAUAAAUGAUAUCGAUGAUCCUCAGUCGUAUCCCGAGGGCGAGAAAUCCAAUCUGCCGGUCUUCGCUAUGGACUAUCCCCGCAUACAGGUUCCUUUUGAAAUCACGCUCUGGGUCCUGCUUGCAUCAUUUGCAAAAAUUGGCUUCCACGUGUACCACAAGAUCACCAUCUGGAUCCCGGAGUCGUGCCUGCUGAUCAGCAUCGGGCUGAUCGUGGGCGGGAUCAUGCACUCGGUCCACGAGGAGCCGCCGGCGGUGCUCAGCUCCAACGUCUUCUUCCUGUACAUGCUGCCGCCCAUCGUGCUGGACUCGGGCUACUUCAUGCCCACGCGGCCCUUCUUCGAGAACGUGGGCACCGUGCUGUGGUUCGCCGUGGUGGGCACGCUGUGGAACAGCAUCGGCAUCGGCCUGUCGCUCUACGCCGUCUGCCAGAUCGAGGCCUUCGGCGUGCAGGACAUCAACCUGCAGGAGAACCUGCUGUUCGCCGCCAUCAUCAGCGCGGUGGACCCCGUGGCCGUGCUCACCGUGUUCGAGGACAUCAACGUCAACGAGCAGCUCUACAUCGUGGUGUUCGGCGAGUGCCUGUUCAACGACGCCGUCACCGUGGUGCUGUACAACAUGUUCACGUUUGUGGCAGAGCUGCCGGAGGUGGACUCGGUGGACGUGUUCCUGGGCGUGGCGCGGUUCUUCGUGGUGAGCUUCGGCGGGCUGCUCUUCGGCUUCCUCUUCGGCUUCGUGGCGGCCUUCACCACCCGCUUCACCGCCAACGUGCGCGAGAUCGAGCCGCUCUUCGUCUUCAUGUACAGCUACCUGGCCUACCUGGUGGCCGAGCUCUUCUCCAUUUCCAGCAUCAUGGCGAUCGUGACCUGCGCCCUCACCAUGAAGUACUACGUGGAGGAGAACGUGUCCCAGCGCUCCUGCACCACCAUUCGGCACGUCAUCAAGAUGGUGGGCACCGUGUCCGAGACCCUCAUCUUCUUCUUCCUGGGCGUGGUCACCGUCACCACCGACCAUGAGUGGAACUGGGGCUACAUCCUCUCCACCCUGCUGUUCGUCUUCGUCUGGAGAGGGCUGGGCGUCUUGGUGCUGACCCAGAUUAUUAACCCCUUCCGCACCAUCCCCUUCAACUUCAAGGACCAGUUUGGGCUGGCGUACGGCGGGCUGCGCGGCGCCAUCUGCUUCGCCCUCGUCUUCCUCCUGCCUCCUAACAUCGAGCGCAGGGAGCUCUUCAUCACCGCCACCAUCGCCGUCAUCCUGUUCACGGUGUUCCUCCAGGGAAUCAGCAUCCGGCCGCUCAUCGAGUUCAUGAACGUGCGCCGGACCAACCGCCAGCUCACCAGCAUCAACGUGGAGGUGCACACCAGGAUCAUGGAGCACACCAUUGCUGGAAUUGAGGACCUCUGUGGGCAGUGGAGUCACUACUACUGGAAAGACAAGUUUAAGAAGUUCAACGACAAGUUCAUCAGGAGGAUCCUGAUCAGGGACAACCGGGCCGAGUCCAGCAUCGUGGCCCUGUACAAGAAGCUGGAGCUCCAGAACGCCAUGGAGAUCCUGGACACCAGCACAGGAGACCUGAGCGCUGCUCCCUCCAUCGUCUCCCUGCAUGAGGAGAAGAAGCCCUCCGGCAAAUCGAAGAAGAAGUUCCUGGCCAGCGACCUGAGGAACAUGCACGACAUCCUGUCCAAGAACAUGUACAAGAUCCGCCAGCGGACCAUGGAGUACACGAACAAGAGCGCUCUGCCCAACCAGUCCAAGGCCCGGGAGAUCCUGAUCCGACGGCACGCCAGCAUCCGCCGCAGCCUGCGUUCCGGAAGCUUCCAAGCACCGGAUAUUGCCAAGUCCCAUAAGUAUUUCUCCCUCCCGGCUGGCAAGAACCUGGACUCACACUUCCCCCCAAAGAGACUACGUCCUGCAGGCGAGGAUGACGUCAUGUCGGAGACGGACUACCCGGCGGCCCGGCCGCGGUACGGGCAGCCCCAGCGGGCGUCGUCCCGCGCCAUGCUGCCCCUGCGCCGGCUGGACACGCUGCGCGAGGCGCCCGUAGAUGGCGCCGACGAGCAGCCCUCGCGGGUGGACUUCGUGGACGAGCGGCGGCGGGCGCGGCCGGGGCGGGGCGGCCCGUCCCGACGGGGCUCCAGCUCCAGCGACUCCCGGGUGCCGAACCGCCGCAGGGCGUUCGACGAGCCCGACGAGGAGCGGGACCCCCAGGACCCCGCGGAGGACGGGUCCAGGAACCCCCUCCUGCACCGUCCGCCCUGGAACCCCCCCCAGCCCUGAGAGGGGGCGGGGCGCGGACUGAGAGGGGGGGCGCGGCGUCUGACAUCGGGGUGCAGGGUGUGAGGGGUGCGGGGUGCGGAACGGUGGGGGUGGGGGGCGAGCCGGCUCCAGAACCCACUGCUACACUCCGCCCCCCUCAUCACAGGGAAGCGUCAAUCAUUCUGAGAAGGAGGGGAACAGACACCGGUGACACCCCCAGGUAGCCCGGACACACCUGAGCAGAGGCCUCGUUAUGCCACUCCACCCCCUCACACCAGCUACCUCUGCUUUUAGGGUCCUCCACUAUUUGGGGGGGGGGGGGGGUUAAAAUAUUGGGAAUUAUAAUUUUUUAUUAUCAUCUUUGGUUACCAUUUAAAAUUUGUUAACCGCCUUUUCACCUGGCCUUGGUACUGCAGAGUUCAAAACAGGUGGCUGUGACUUCGGGACAAAGUGUACCUUGAGGGCAAGUCCUGAGAGAUGGGCGUGGCCUCAGGGACACGCCCUUAAAAUGACACUGGAAAUCAGCCACAGCCUAUCAGUGCUUCUGUGCCUGUUUUGGUGUCGGGGGGGGGGGGGCACGGCCAUUCCAAUGCAAGCGUUGUGGCAUUUCCCAUGAUGCUCGGCGAGCUGUCAUGUAUCGGAGCGUAUCUUGGCAGUGGCACGAGCUCAGCGGUGCUGGUCCUCAAACCACCGAAACCUGGAAACCUGCAGGUUUGACUUUCCUCCAAAUGAAACUUAAACUGGGUCCUGGUCAGCCUAUCACGACUGUGCUGAUAAAGAUGCCGGGGGUUUUUUUUUUUUGUUUGUUUUGUUUGUUUUUUUUUUUGUUAAACGCCCUUUUCAAACAGAGCCUUGAUAACGGAGGUGUGAUUUAUUCCUGUGUGUGUGUGUGACCGAAACGACGGUCUGUGGGCUGUGCACCGCUCCCACGUGCGCCCAAAAGCCUGAGCUACAGAAAGACCGUGAAACAUCCUCGGGGGACCAACCGACUUCCAGUGCUCUUACCUCAGGAAUGUCUGUAGGAUGGAGGAUCAUGGGACGUUUUCUCCCACAGCACAGGAGGCUCCUCAGAACUCUGCAUGUGGUGGUGUCACUGAGACACCGCAGAGGUCAUAUCUGCAUACAGGAACGUGAGAGUCCGCAGUCUGCUACAGCGCCCCCUCUGUCUGAUUCAGGCUCUGCUAACCUUGUCCUUUGCCAAGAUAACCGUGUCCUGUGACUGUUGUGUGUUGAAGGAGACCGUGUGUCCAUUUCUCCGUUGGAUGGAUGGCUUGUGACUGUGAAGAUGUCAGAUCGGAGGAAUUCCUCUGCUCCAUUAAAACCGUCUGCCAUUCUUUUUGUUUUAUCAUAUUGUGUAAUUAAAAUGUAUAUAGAAUAUCUGUUUUAAAAAAUAAAUGGUU